Camelina sativa (false flax) is the source of this 730-nucleotide messenger RNA. Lineage: Eukaryota; Viridiplantae; Streptophyta; Magnoliopsida; Brassicales; Brassicaceae. The record is from RefSeq and is a predicted model, not a curated record.
AUGGAUAAAGCCUCCACCUGCCAGUAAAAAGUCAGUGAAUGUUUUGGAUCCUGAGGAGAGGAAAAGUUUGAAGAAAGCCAUAAAGGCGGCACACUCGAAUACCGUGAGGGCAAGACUUCUGAAAGAGUUUAAGUGCCAGAUCUGUCACCAAGUGAUGACUCUUCCUGUGACAACUCCUUGUGCUCAUAACUUCUGCAAGGCGUGUUUGGAAGCUAAAUUUGCUGGGAAAACUCUAGUGAGAGAGAGAAGCAGAGGUGGACGCACACUACGUGCACAGAAGAAUGUCAUGAACUGCCCUUGUUGCCCCACUGACAUUUCUGACUUUCUCCAGAACCCUCAGGUCAAUAGAGAAGUAAUGGAGGUGAUAGAGAGGCUGAAGAACCAGGAAGAGGACGAUGCAGAGCCUGUAGAUGAAGGUGAAGGCUCAGGUACAGACCCUGAAGAAGAAACCCAGGUCGUGUCUGAAGAAGCUGAGCAACCAAAGAAACGGAUUAAGCUGGACACAGACGUAGCAGUUUCGGCGACUGUUGUGUAAUCUUGCAUGCAGUAAGUAGGUAGGGGCCUUUCCAAUGGCUUAUUUGGAUCAAACCAUUCGGUAAAGUUGGAGACUUCUAUGGUUUUGAUUUGGUACCAAAGACUGAAGUAGAAAAAAAAACACUCUAGUACCUGAUGUCGUACGCAAAUUUUCUUUUGCGGUCUGUUGUUUUGGAUAUUACUACAACUGAGUUCU